UGUUUGCUAAAUGGUUGUUGCUUUUUGUUUUUAUUUUCUAGGUGGAUGUGUGGUCUUUAGGAAUCACAGCCAUAGAAAUGGCAGAAUACGAUCCUCCACACAUUAAACUCCGUGGUGCUGAGCUUUCCGAAAGGAUUAUGAAUGGUCCAGCUCCAGCUCUAAAAGAGGAUAUAUGGAGUAAUAAAUUCCACAGAUUUAUUAAUAAAUGCCUUCAGAAGGAUCCAACCAAAAGACCAUUCGCAAAGGAACUCCUAUUAAACCGAUUCAUCACAUAUAAUCGAGAUGAAGACGAGGUGCAAUAUAGCAUAGCAGAGCAUAUACAGAAAGGAGCAAAGAAAUAAGACAUUCAAGUUAAAGAUUCUCUUGCAACACCUCAUUAAGAAGACUUUGUCAAGACUUAGGAAGGAAAUGGAAGAACAAUAUAUAAAUCCCAAAAUGGAUUCUACCCUUGCAAGAUCUGAAAUGUGGCUCCUUCAUUAUGUUCCCAAAAGGGAAAGGAGGGAAAGGGUUGGGAACACAAUGUAGGAGCCACAGUCCAUCUACUUUGGAUAC
Molecule: messenger RNA, 552 nt
Organism: Xenopus laevis (African clawed frog)
Lineage: Eukaryota; Metazoa; Chordata; Amphibia; Anura; Pipidae
Product: mitogen-activated protein kinase kinase 1-like
Exons: 4
Coding region: 78-341 (87 amino acids)
Source: RefSeq, a predicted model, not a curated record